Sclerotinia trifoliorum is the source of this 1623-nucleotide messenger RNA. NCBI's taxonomy places the organism in Eukaryota, Fungi, Ascomycota, Leotiomycetes, Helotiales, Sclerotiniaceae. The record is from the annotation of a GenBank genome assembly.
CAAUCAUGUUGCCCAUUGAAAGUUAUGUCACGUGUGGAAAAGUUUUGAGGGAUCUUGGAAAUUCGCGCUAAUGAUGCUGCACCAAUAAAAUCCCAGUCAAAAUGUCCCCGCGUCGCGUUUCUGGGUCAUUAUGUAAUCUUACCUUGAACUCAAAGUACAAUUAUCCUCUUUCCUAUAACAUGGGAGUAUUAUUGCCAAAAAAGUUUCUAACCCAUUUUGAGCAUUCAUAAGUCCGAAGACAUUGCGAUCAGCCAAACAAUUCCACAAACUCGUCCCAAAUCACUGCGGGGUCUAGAAUUAAUGGCUCCGGCACCUGGCUCUCAGUAUCCCCUUUACAACACUACUUUUUCCAUAUAUCGUGCCUCUCCGCUCUACAUUGGCAAAGACGUUCUUAAUAAUGCGGAUUUGCAAGUACAUGCACGUCGAUUUCGAGAUAUAUUAGCAGGUGAUGUUUUACGGGGUGUUCGGGUUGGAUUAGGGUCCGAAGAUGAUACAUUGGCUCGUGUAGGUGCUCUGCAAACGGUGGUAUGGAAAGUUUUUAGAAGAGAAUCGGAAUGGGCUGUCGAGGAUACAACAGAAGAGACCCUUGGCGAGUCUGGGACGGAGAGUACACAUAAUCAUGGAAUACUGGUGGAAGUCAAUUACGAGAAAGCGAAUUACACUGCAAUUUUAAUACGCUCGACUCCCGAAGACGACAUGGACGUCUCAAUCAUGCAGUCUUCCGAUGAUGAAUCUGUAUUUUUGCGUCUACCUUUGCUAUUAACACGCAUGCCAUUGUCGUUAAGAGAAACAUUCAUUCAAUACGUCUGUCAGAUUUUCGAUACAAGGGUGUCGGCCCUAAAGUUGGAAGGAAACGAUUUGACGAAAUCAUUCGAGCAAUACACAUCCAACACGAUCAACGAAGCUGCAACAGCCGAAGAGCGCCAAGUUGGUAUACAAAAGAUCAUUAAAGAGAUCCAAAUAUCCAUUGGCUUUGACAUACCUGAUGGAUCUGCUACUCUCAAAACUAUUGAAAUCCAUAUUGCCAGGGAGGAUCUACCUCGUAUGCUUUCACGAGGAAAUAAAAUCACCAAAGAUGGAUCUCCGUUUAUGGCUGCAUUGAAAAGUUACAUCAAGGCGCAUUUGGCAUUGGACCUAAAUCAUGAGAAGGUGAAGAUUGUUAAGAUUGCAUGUGGCGCGUUUGUACUUGGCGAAGGAAGGUUAAAGCUCACACAGCCAUCGAGUGUUGAGCAUGAAGAGGGCGGACAAUAUCGGGCAACAAGACAACUCCUCAACGACCUUGUGAAUAUUGCUUCGAGACGAGGACUGUUAGGGGAGAAGUGAACGCUAUAAUAGCUUCGCAUGUCGAAAGACGUUCAUCUCACGAAAAGAUGCCUUAGACACUUCACCCAAUCAGAAAUGAACUCAACUGACCGGAGAAGCUUCGAGAAGGUAUUCGAGCUCUCGGGCUGAUACUAUAGAGUUCACCCUAACAUCUUGCUUGAGCAUAGCCGCGCGAUAAGCGCUGGAUACCAGGAGAUGUGGCUUGCCAUUUCCUAUGCAAAAUAGGGUCAUGACGAAGCAAAACGCAGAUCUAAUACUUUAUAUGACCUGACUUAAAUAAUAAUAGAUACAAUGACUACU